GUUCAAUGUAUUUGACAAUUUCCUUUGUUCUCUUUUAUCGAGUUUCUUUCACGCGUAUUUUCUGUUUUUGGUUAUGUGAUUCGAUGGAGAAUAAACUAUUCUAAUAAAAAAUCGAUUCUUUAAUAAAAUAUGUUGCGUUCAAUAAUUGGGAAUGCUCUAAGGAGCAGCGUUUCAUACGCUACAACAAUACGUCCGACGACCGUGGCUGGUCCAAUGCAGAAGUGCUCAUUUUCCUCAUUACAAGUUAAAUCCGCCGGCAAUAAUCCAGUUUUUCCCAAAUUGUCACUGCCAUCUAUCAACGUCAAUAUCCUCCAACAGCCUUUGGCAUUGCAAACACAACAAUCCCGUAGUGUUACGAAAUUUUCCCUUAAUAAGGGUAAACGUAAAAGUGUUAAGGCAGUUAUAAAACGUUUCAGACGUCUAGAUUGGGGUGCUUGGAUUCGUACAUAUACCGGUCGUCAAAAGAAAUUGUUCUCCAAAUCUCCAGAACGUAGACGUCGUUUGCGUCAGCAUGUUUUCACCAAUUCCACACAAAGUUGGCUGCUCGAUAAAAUGGUAACAAGCUAUUGGCGACGACCAAAAAAUUGGGUAGAUGAUAUUUAUGCUCCAUAUCAUAAGCGCGAUGAGUUCUUUGCCACCAAAAGUAAACCAUUCAAAGUGUAAAAAAAAAAUUAUAAAUGUUAUAAUGUUAAAUAAAUUGAAAAGUAACUAAUA
Musca domestica (house fly) is the source of this 714-nucleotide messenger RNA. It is a transcript of the gene mRpL35, whose product is annotated as large ribosomal subunit protein bL35m. Gene Ontology annotation, cellular component: mitochondrion; ribosome. The record is from RefSeq and is a predicted model, not a curated record. NCBI's taxonomy places the organism in Eukaryota, Metazoa, Arthropoda, Insecta, Diptera, Muscidae. The transcript is spliced from 2 exons. Bases 130 to 663 code for a protein of 177 amino acids. Gene Ontology annotation, biological process: translation. Gene Ontology annotation, molecular function: structural constituent of ribosome.